Molecule: messenger RNA, 285 nt
Organism: Knipowitschia caucasica
Lineage: Eukaryota; Metazoa; Chordata; Actinopteri; Gobiiformes; Gobiidae
Source: the annotation of a GenBank genome assembly
AUGGGAGCCUGGCCUUACCCGCGUUCAGUAGGUGGUGUCCGGGCCUCCACUCACAUUGACCGGGCGCUGGAUCCCACUGUAGGCCCCACAAAGUCACCGCUCAGCAGAGUGCAGUCCCGGCACCCAGAUCCACUCUCACCCCACACACCGGCUCCGACAGGGCGCUGUGUUUCCUCCACGCGAGCCCCCGGGGUGUGUGGCUUCAGUGAGGCCGAGAUCAGCGGUGUGUUCAAGGGGCCAUCAACCAGCGGAGACCGGAGAGAGGAGCGGAGAUGGGUGCGGUGA